This is a messenger RNA of Clunio marinus, 904 nucleotides long. NCBI's taxonomy places the organism in Eukaryota, Metazoa, Arthropoda, Insecta, Diptera, Chironomidae. The record is from the annotation of a GenBank genome assembly.
AUGGAAGGUUUUAAAAUUGUUUUUAGUGUCGUUCUUAUAGUUUUAUUUGCUAAAACGUCAAUGACAUCAUCAACUACCGAAAAUGCAGUUAAAGUGAUGAAUAAAAUUUUUAAUGUGUGUGAAAACAGUGAAGAGUUGGUGAAAUGUAUGAAAAUUCAAGCUUUAAAACUGACAGAUCGAGCACUAAAAUUGCCAACAAUUAGAAUAACUGAUGGAUUGACAAUUAUAAAAAAAGAAGAAGUCGCUGAAAAUCGUUCAUUUAAUGAUUUUGACAGCGAAAAAUUUAUGAAGUUUCCAUCCUCAAAAGUUGAUGAAUUGUUUUUUGAUCGCAUCAAUAAAUUUAUGGAUUCUCAUCAGCUUUCGGUAAAUGUACCACGCCUGUUAUCAUCAUCAGAAACGCCAAGACUCGUUGAAGAGGGAAGAAAAAAGAUGAAGAAAUACAUGGGACCGUUUCUUGCUGCCUUAGCACUCAAAGGCGGUAUUUUAUCUAUGGUUUAUCACUCAAUCGCCAUUGUUGCUGGAAAAGCUUUAAUCAUAGGAAAAAUCGCACUUGUUAUCAGUGCCAUUAUUGGAUUGAAAAAGCUGGUAACACCCGAGGGACAUGACAAAACAACGUAUGAGAUUGUGAAACAUCCGCACGUUUCAAACAGUCACACUUACUCAUCCAGCAGUCAUGGAGAUUUCGAUGGACAUGACGGCCAGUAUCACCGAAGUUUGGGUGACAACGUUGACAUGAUGAUGCAAGAUAGAGCUUAUCGAGGUCAUAAAUAAUAAAAGCAAAAGGUGAAAAGAAUUAACAACAAGUUAAAAAGAAUGAAAAGCAAUUCAAAGAAUUAAACAAUUUAAUUUAUUUCUUAGUCUGUACUUAAAAAUGAUUGUAAUAAAUAAUUUAUUAAAAUUAAAA